CAGUGUAGUCAAUUUCGGCCAUCUCGGCCGGAAUUCCGCCGGAAAUUCCGUUUCCGGACCAACGCAACCCGGAAUGCAACUUUCCGCCGAAACGGAAAAUGCCCGAGAUGUAACCGAAAAUCCGGCCGAGAUUUUACACAUAAACCGGAAUUCCGGGCGAGAAAUCACACAGAGAAAUUUCGAGUUAACAACUUAACAUCACUUUCUCAAUUUGGCAGAGAAAGAAAAAAACCCAGAAACAGAUCGAGAGAAGAAAAAAGAGAGGUAGUUGGAUCGAUAGAGCAAGAUUUACAGCGAGAGAAGUAGAUAUAGAUGGAUAUAGAAGAGUCAGACUAGAGAGUUUGGUGACUUGGUCGGGUUUGAGAAAGAGUUUCAGGAAGAUUAGGUUUUCAAUCAGAGAAGAUUAGGUUUUCAAUCAGAAAACAAGUUGUGGUUAUGGAUUCUUCCAAUGCAUCCAAUUCGAACACCUCAAACACUGCAUGUGGAUCAAUGCUGCCUCAGUCCUCUACUCAGACUCAAAAUAAAGAUCCAGCAUGGAAAUGGGCUAAAUUGAAAGACCCUGCAUUUCCGAAGAAACUAAGUUGUGUACUUUGUAACAAAGAAAUGCGUGGUGGUGGAAUUACUAGGCUUAAGGAGCAUAUCACACAAAUCAGGGGGAAUGUUUCUUCAUGUUUGAAAGCAUCGGCUGAAGUUAUAAAUGAAAUUAGACUAGCUGACAAUAUAAAGAAGUUAAAGAAAUCUCACAGGGAUGAUGUUGAUGCUAUGUAUCAACGUACAAAAUCUGAUGAGAAGUCUGAUGCUGAUACUGAUGAUGAGGACCUUGAUGUGCAAGAAGUUGAAAAGGUUUCCAAUGUGGGAAGUGCUAGUGGUAGUCAAGAAGUUGUUCAGAGUCAGAGGAAGAGAAAAUUCAAGAGACAAAGUAAUUGUAGGGGUCCCAUAGAUUUACUCAUGCAGACAGACCACCGUAAAACUCAACAAGCCACUCUUGAAAGAAACAGUUCAGCGAAAGAGAAGUUACUGAAAGAUGCAUGGAAAAGCAUUUCAGCUUGGAUGACUGAGAAUUCCAUAUCUUUUAAUACUGUUCGUUGUCCAAGUUUCCAAGAAAUGAUAUAUGCAAUCGGUGAAUAUGGGAAAGCUAUGCCCGCGCCAUCUUACCAUCAGAUUCGUACAAAUCUUUUCAAGGAGCAGUUAGAAGAAAUGAAGAAGUUUGUUGAUACAUUUAGGGUACAUUGGAAGAGGUAUGGAUGUUCUAUUAUGUCCGAUGGUUGGACAGAUGGGAAAAAGCGACAUCUUAUCAACUUCUUGGUGAAUUGUCCUAAAGGGUCAGUUUUCUUGAAGUCUGUGGACGCGUCAGAUAGAACCAAUGAUGCUGAUUUCAUACGUGAGCUUGUAAAGGAGGUAAUUAAUGAUGUUGGGAAAGAAAAUGUGGUUCAGUUCAUUACCGAUAAUGGUUCAAACUUUAAAAAGGCUGGGAAGGAUUUAAUGCUUGAAUACCCAAAUCUAUUUUGGACUCCUUGUGGUGCUCAUUGUGUCCAGUUGAUGCUAGAAGAACUUGGUGACAAGCUUACACGAAUCAAGACAGCCGUCAUUCUAGGUAAAAGACAAAAAGUUUCAGCUCUGACUGUUCUUCAGCUCUUUCUCAGCCUUGUCAACUAAUUUUUGUUUCUUGGAAACUGGUGGUUGACAAAUUGAAUUCUAGUGUUUACAGAAGAUACUAUUCAAGUUGGGCAAAACCCUUGCUUUGUACUGGCAAUGCAUAAAUCUCCUAGAUGAACAUUUUAAAC
Papaver somniferum (opium poppy) is the source of this 1784-nucleotide messenger RNA. RefSeq lists its product as uncharacterized. Gene Ontology annotation, molecular function: DNA binding. Bases 436 to 1656 code for a protein of 406 amino acids. The transcript is spliced from 3 exons. The record is from RefSeq and is a predicted model, not a curated record. Lineage: Eukaryota; Viridiplantae; Streptophyta; Magnoliopsida; Ranunculales; Papaveraceae.